AUGUCUCUGAGUGCUGCCAUGGACAACCCUGCCAUUCCAGCCAUUGCGCCCAGCGCUGCCCAGCGACGCGGGCUCUGGAAGCAGCUGGAAGAGGAGGUGAGUCCGAUCAGUACCCGGGCCGAGACCGUGGACGAGGAGGCUGCUCCCGCGAGACUGCUUUGCCAGGAUGCACCAAGUGAGCCCUCGAUCGCUGACAGCUCCAGCGAGUGCAACGAAGAGACGACUGAAGAAGCUGUUGAAAGUCCCGCGAUUGAACUGUCGCGUGAGAGGGCACUGGCGCUGCAAUUGGAGCUCAUGGCUGCCUACGGCUCGCCGGCGUUCCAGAAACAUCUUCACGAGCUUGGCCGAAAGCAUCAGCCGCGCUCAAACGGCUUCCGCCAGGAGCGACACAAGUUGAUACGUCGGGCUCAAGCUGCAGUCAUCCCGCGUUACGGUUUCGACAGCUCCGCCGAGGGUGUCGAGCUGAUGAUGCGUGCGUUCGCAGUCUUCGAGACGGAUCCAGAUAUCCAGGUCAAUGCCGAAGCCAUCAAGGAUCUACUGUCCGUAGAAGCACCGGCACCGCUUGAGGAGGAAAGGAGGAUGGUCCAAAAGCCACUGACCAAGUUCGUGGUCGUCGACCUGCUUCGGGCGCAAUUUGUCGAGUUCAGCAAGGCACCCUUCCAGGCCGACGUCAGGAGCCUGAAGCAGCACGCCGACAUCACCAGCGGCAGAGUCACCCGGGAUAGAGCCCGAAGAGGUGGCAGGGAGGAUGGCAAGGAGGAUCCCGACGGCUACUUCCACCUCAAGGGGCGUAGCGAGCUCGCCUUCAUUGUGCAGCAAGUGCUGCUGCCAGAGUACGGGUUCGCUCCUACGAAGGAGGGCGUAUUGGAAAUGAUCCGCUGCGGCCUCAGACUUGAGCUGCUACUGAACUGA
This is a messenger RNA of Symbiodinium natans, 912 nucleotides long. NCBI's taxonomy places the organism in Eukaryota, Dinophyceae, Suessiales, Symbiodiniaceae. The record is from the annotation of a GenBank genome assembly.